Propithecus coquereli (Coquerel's sifaka) is the source of this 1565-nucleotide messenger RNA. It is a transcript of the gene CYP2B62, whose product is annotated as cytochrome P450 2B6-like. Gene Ontology annotation, cellular component: cytoplasm; intracellular membrane-bounded organelle. Gene Ontology annotation, molecular function: oxidoreductase activity, acting on paired donors, with incorporation or reduction of molecular oxygen, reduced flavin or flavoprotein as one donor, and incorporation of one atom of oxygen; iron ion binding; heme binding. The record is from RefSeq and is a predicted model, not a curated record. NCBI's taxonomy places the organism in Eukaryota, Metazoa, Chordata, Mammalia, Primates, Indriidae. Gene Ontology annotation, biological process: xenobiotic metabolic process. The transcript has 9 exons. The coding region runs from base 33 to 1517 and encodes 494 amino acids.
GGCUGCAGUGGGGUAGAAGACAGCCUGGGACCAUGGAGCUCAGUGUCCUCCUCUUCCUUGCAGUCCUCAUGGGCCUCUUGCUACUCCUGGUCAAGGGCCGCCCAAAGGCCCGUGAAGACCUCCCGCCAGGUCCCCAUCCUCUUCCGUUGUUGGGGAACCUUCUGCAAAUGGACAGAGGAGGCCUACUCAAGUCCUUCCUGAGGCUCCGACAGAAAUAUGGGGAUGUCUUCACGGUAUACCUGGGACGGAGGCCCGUGGUCAUGCUGUGUGGGAUAGAGGCCAUAAAGGAGGCCCUGGUGGACCAGGCUGAGGAAUUCUCUGGCCGGGGCAAAAUCAUCAUGAUGGAGCCAUUCUUCCAGAGAUAUGGCGUGGUCCUUGCCAAUAUGGACCGCUGGAAGACCCUCCGGCGAUUCUCUGUGGCCACCAUGAAGGACUUCGGGAUGGGAAAGCGGAGUGUAGGGGAGCGGAUUCAGGAGGAGGCUCAGUGUCUGGUGGAGGAGCUGCGGAAAUCAAAGGGAGCCCUCCUGGACCCCGCCUUCCUCUUCCAGUGCAUCACUGCCAACAUUAUCUGCUCCCUUGUCUUUGGAAAACGCUUUGACUACAAAGAUGAAGAGUUUCUGAGGCUGCUGAACCUGUUCUACCAGUCCUUAUCACUGAUCAGCUCUUCAUCUGGCCAGCUGUUUGAGCUCUUCCCUGAAUUCCUGAAGUUCUUUCCUGGCCCACAGAGGCAGGUCUUCAAAAACCUGCAGGAAAUCAGUGCCUUCAUUGGCCGCAGUGUGGAAAAGCACCGGGAAACCCUGGACCCCAGUGUCCCCCGGGACCUCAUAGAUGCCUAUCUGCUGCGCAUGGAAAAAGAGAAAUCCAACCCACACAGUGAGUUCAACCAGCAGAACCUCAUUGUCAACACGUUUUCGCUUUUUUUUGCUGGCACCGAGACGACCAGCAGCACCAUCCGCUACGGCCUCCUGCUCAUGCUCAAACACCCUGAUGUCACAGAGAGAGUCCACAAGGAGAUUGAACAGGUGAUUGGCACACAUCGCCCUCCGGCCCUUGAAGACCGGAUCAAAAUGCCAUACACGGACGCUGUCAUCCACGAGAUUCAGAGAUUCGCAGAUCUUUCCCCCCUUGGUUUGCCCCACAUGGUCACCAAAGACACCCACUUCCGAGGGUACAUCAUCCCCAAGGACACUGAAGUAUUUGCCAUCCUGAACUCUGCUCUCCGUGACCCACGUUACUUUGAAAAACCAGAUGCCUUCAACCCUGACCACUUUCUGGAUGCCAAUGGUGCACUGAAGAAGAAUGAAGCUUUUAUUCCCUUUUCCUUAGGGAAGCGCAUUUGUCCUGGUGAAGGCAUUGCCAAGGCGGAAUUGUUCCUCUUCUUCACCACCAUCCUCCAGAACUUCUCCCUGGCCAGCCCCGUGGCACCUGAGGACAUCGACCUCACACCCCAGGAGAGUGGUCUGGGCAAAAUACCCCCAAAAUACCAGAUCCGCUUCCUGCCUCGCCAAAGGGGCUGAGGGAAGGGGGUAAAAAGAUUCCAGGGUCAUUAAGUGUCUCCACCUCCA